Aaosphaeria arxii CBS 175.79 is the source of this 2998-nucleotide messenger RNA. RefSeq lists its product as uncharacterized. Gene Ontology annotation, biological process: regulation of DNA-templated transcription. The record is from RefSeq and is a predicted model, not a curated record. The coding region runs from base 64 to 2889 and encodes 941 amino acids. NCBI's taxonomy places the organism in Eukaryota, Fungi, Ascomycota, Dothideomycetes, Pleosporales. The transcript has 2 exons. Gene Ontology annotation, molecular function: DNA-binding transcription factor activity, RNA polymerase II-specific; zinc ion binding.
GCGCACCUCUCUCCUCUUUUCCAUUUUUUGACUGAAAGUCCCGAGUCGAAGUCGCACACCGAGAUGAACUUUGUGGACGCUCAACCAGCUUCGUUCCUCGAUUAUGCGUGGACUACGCCCUCCGACAACAACCCUAAUAAACCCGCAAAACCUUCCAAGACAAGUCGGAAGCAGAAUCGGUGUUGCGAUCAGUGCAGGAAGGGCAAACGAGCGUGUGACGCAGCCAUCCUAGAAGACUCUCUUCUGGACAAGAAUGGAUCGAGCGAACCAAAUCCUACGGUGUUUCAUUACAGUGAUGUCUUCGGGCCCCUAGCACCUUGUAGCAAUUGCGAAAAGACGAAGAAAACUUGCACAUUCGAAUGGCUUCGAUCACAACGAGUGUCACAAGCGGCACCACAACAAAAUCCAGCACCACCAACAAAGCGACGCCGAAAGAGCAGCCCCUCAAAGAAUGCGCCGAAUGAUGUCGUCGAAGCUGCACCUCAACAGCUGCCGUCAGCUGCCCCGCCGCCCACUGUACCGGAUGCGGGUGGAGACUUUGUGGCACAAAAUGAGGGCAUGGACUUCGGUUUGACAUUUGCCGAUAUACCCAUACCCUCAUUUGAUUUCAGCCAUUCUGCGUUAUCGACAUACCAGCAUGCACCUCUCAUGUAUGAUGGUUUAGAACAUACGUUCCGCAAUGGCAGUAGUAGUUAUGAUGGCACCCUGGUUGAUGAAAGCGAUAAUUUCCUGGAGCUGGACUCUGGAAAAGGAUCGUCGUUCGACACCUCUUCAGAGAGACUUUCGGAAGGGGUCGAAGGUAACAGUCCCAAUGGGGAUUUAAAAGUGCAGAGCUCAGAAGAAGCUUCGACUUGUAAUUCAGCAAUGGUACGAAUACCAAGAAAACGGCGACGACGAAGUUCUUCAAGCUUGCUUUCGGACCGGUUGCACAACCCUCUUCUUUCGCUAACAAAUAAUCUCUUUCUAUCCACCAAUAGCACAUUUCUCACCGAAGGCUUGCUCAGGAUAUAUCACGACAGUUUCGAAAAUGCGCUUUCCUGUUGGUUGACCGAAAGGACCUGUCCUUACAGUAAGGGGUCCGAGGUGUCACUAGCUAACGAUGCUGGACCCGAUUGGAACCGGAUUUAUUAUCGAGUUUUCCGCCUGGAUCGGUUGGCAUCGUCGAUACGUGGUCGAGCAUUGAGUUUCAGGGAGGAUAAAGCCUCUUCGAAAGCCCUCAACUUGGCGAUCUUUUCUUUCGCAACACAAUGGGCGCAAUCGAGUCAAAGGAGUAAGGCGAAAUAUCCAUUCCAUAGCGACGGCUCCGAUGACAAAAGCACUGCCUUCAGCGGGAACAAUGGGAUCCUCCCCAUGUACAGCGAGUUCGAUCGCACACUUCAGGUCACGGCAUGGAACGAGGCUCGGCAAGCGCUACAAGAGGCCAGGGAGAUUGAGUCGUUCCGAGUAGUACUGGCGCACAUCGUAUUCUCAUUGACCCAGCGACCCCAAGACCCGAUUGAAGAUCCUGCAGCUUCAAGCGAAGCCUCUUUCUCGAUGUCUAAUGGAGUGUCGACAUCGACAGGAUACGAUACGGAUAUGCUAAACACCUCGUCGAACCAGCAAGCCGACACCUCAGUGGACGACUGCGAAGAGCUUCUAUCCAAAUUAAAUUUGACGAUCGAAUCAGAAGAUCCUCCAAUUUAUCUGGAACAAGGAUUGAGGCUGAUCCAUUCCUUGAGGUCACGCAUGGCGAUUACUGGCACAAUGAACAAAUUAUCACGGAGAGCGAGGUCUUCGAAGCCAAAUCCCAAUCGAUUGACUGCGGCGGACAAUGCGACGGUGGAUCUGCUAUUCUGGCUUGGUGUUAUGUUUGACACAGUGUCGUCAGCAGUGCACAAGCGACCUUUGGUGGUACCCGAUGAGGAUAGCGAUAUCUAUGCCCUCGAUCCAAGGCCUGCAGAUGAUGCUAUCUCCGAUAACGGCCCACUAGACUCAAGGUCUUUAGCGCCCGCCAGCGAAGGUCUUUGGGAUGGAUAUCUCUUCGCUCGACAGCGGAAACGAUUGUCUGCUGCACCUGUCCGCUGGCCUUGCUCUUACGAACAGGCCGCAGCCGUACUUUGCGAUGCCGCACCAGUAAAAGUACUCCUCUUUAGGAAGAUCACUAGGGUGCAAACCCUCUUGUCUCGCAAUGCCCGCGGCGACCGAAUCGAAAAGGCCUUGAAAGAGUCACUGGACGUGUACAACCACUGGAAUCAGCUGUACGCGCCUUUCAUCCGGGACUGCAUCGACAACCACGAUAGCUUGCCACCACGAGUGCAAUCAUGGUACAUCUGCCUAACCGGUCACUUCCACCUCGCAGCUUUGCUCUUCGCAGAGCUCGUAGAAAUAAUCGACGACUCUGAAUUGAGCGUCGAAACCAUGCGCCAGUCGCGAAAUUCGUCUAAAUUCAUCGCCGUAUUCCGUGCGAGGAACUGUCAAACACUAUCUGAUCUCGCGCAAUGUGCGUGCCCACGGGAAGGGGCGUCAUUCCCCAAAUCCCAAGAUUUUCACUUUGCAGUUAAUUCAGCUGCCAUUUUAACCGAGCCGUGGACGGCAGUAUUAAUACAGGCAUUUGCCAAAGCAGGAGUUCUUCUUUUGGAGUCCGAGUCAUCAGCGGUCACGUCUAUUUCAAAUGUUGUACAUCAGGAGGAUUCUUUCAGGCGCGCGGAUGAAUGCGUCAAGGCGUUAUGGUAUUUAGGGCGCAAGUCGGACAUGGCUCUCGCUGCUGCACGUAUUCUUGGGGACGCUUUGAAGCAACGUCGAAAAGGAGUUGAGGAAAAGCUUAGCGAUAUGAGUUCCUUUUUGAGGCCUGAAUUGUGGGAAGGCUACGAGGAUAUGGCGGACCCAAUGUCGGUCGAAUGUGUUUCAUGAAUGGCUAGACAAAAUCAAAGUUUAUCUGUGUGGUUUCCCAACGAUUGGUUGCGUUGCAGCACAUUCGUGAAGCCGAACCUUCAUUUGAAAGAAUGGAUGAUUGGAUGUU